AUCAUAUAAUUUUAUUAGAUUUUACCAAUUUUCCAUUUGAAUUAAUUUUUAAAAACUAAAUACAAUUAGCAAAAGGAAAAUGCUUUAUGCACCCUUUGAUCUGUUUCUUUUUGGGGCUGCUUGGCGAUGACGAUGAUGAUGGUGGUGAUGGUGACAAUGGUUAUGGAAAACAGAGGGAUCUAUGGUUCUGCCCCUUUCCUUCUAUUUCGAUGGUGAUUGAGGAUGGUGAUGGAGGUGGAGGUUGUGAUGAUGAUGAGGAGAUGCAAGGAGAUGGUCUAGAUCUACAGAAGAGAGAAGAAUCAAGAGAGAAGAAGAGGUGGGUUCUUGGAGAACUUGAUCUGGGUUCUCCAGAACCCAGGUUCUCUCUGAGAACCCAGACCUGGGUUCUCCAGGAGAGCCCAGUCUGGGUUCUUGGAGAACCCAAAUCUAGGAUAAGGAUGGAGGUGAGGAGGAAGAUGGAUUUGGUUAGGACGGAAAUGGUUAGGAGUGUGCAUGCAUCAUUAUUCAAUACAAAAUUAUUUGAAGCAGGGUAUAAAGACUUAUGGAUGAGACAAGGAAAGAGGCCUACAGAAGUUGCAGCUAGUAAGUACCAAUCCAUCAAGGACGGUAGAUUGGAAAGGGGUUCUGAGAAGAUCCAAGGAUAGGAGGGAUGGAUUUAGGAGGUUAAGAAUUGUCUUUGUUGUUGCUGUCUGCACCUUGUGGUUGUGGAGGAACAGAAGAGCAUCGGUAAAUGAAGCAAUUAAUGGUAAUGGUCUUGUUCAGUUAAUAAUAUAGUUUAUUAAUUUUUGUUAUAGAUGAGUUUAUACUGUAAUGCUGGGAAUGCCCAGUUGAAUACAUGUAAUUACCCUCCUCGGGGAUUUUUGGAAAUGAAAGAACUUGCGCAUU
Molecule: messenger RNA, 885 nt
Organism: Rubroshorea leprosula
Lineage: Eukaryota; Viridiplantae; Streptophyta; Magnoliopsida; Malvales; Dipterocarpaceae
Source: the annotation of a GenBank genome assembly